AUGCGCCUGAAGACGUUCCUCAUCGCGUUUUCGAUAGCUCUUCUUGCGCCAGUUAUCCAUUCUUUGAGGUUGGCCUUUUUUUUUUAACUUUCUCGGAUUUUAUUUUUUUGAUUUCCCUCACUUCCAAAAAAAAACGGGAAAUUUCAAUCAGUUUUAUAUCAGACCUUUUUAGCGCGCAUUUUUCGAAGGGUAUCUUAGUUUUGCGGUGUUUCUCAAGGCUCUUGUGUGUUACUAUUCUCAUAAUCCUCAAAGCUAACUAUUUUUUCUCUGCUUUGAAACUGUCAAAUCAAUAUUUUUACUCGCCUUGUUUCUUUGAAAACUUUGAAAGUAUAAAGUUACCCAGUGGUUUUUUUUAAUUUUUCGUGUAUUGUUUCUAAAUUCCAUACUUCUAAACCUUUAUAAAGAUCUUUUCAGUGAGAAUCAAAACGAGCAAAAAAAAAAUGAGAAAAUCAAAAAUAUUACAGCCUUAAAAUAUAUGAAAAGGGCUAGGAUACAAAAAAAUUAUGAAUUCAAUUAAACUUUUUCGGUGUAUCAAAAGAUCUUUUCAUGCGUUGAUCCCCAAUUUUAAUGCUUGAAAAAUCAAAACUUUCCAAACUAUUGGAGUCUUUAAAAAAAAGAUAGUUUUCAUUUUGUUCUUUUGCUUCCCUCGAAGUGAACUAUUUUUAGUUCAAGUACGAUUCGCGUUAUAUUCGCUCUCUCUUUCUCCCAAAACCUUUCAUCUCCUGUUUCAAGGAUGCACAGGUAUCGAACAAACUUCUAAUAACAGGUGUGUGAGGAAACAAAUGUCUUUUACGCUUGUUAUAAAUCAUCGCCGUGGCGACUUUCGAUUUUGUCGUGUUGCAGAUUUUCCUGCGGCGAUAAGCGUGACAAGCCAUAAACCUUAUCCAAAUAAUUUAUAUUGUGUGUAUCAAUUUUUUUGUGUUGAGUUUUUCCUGUUGAAAAGGGUUUUUUUUGGCUUUUAGUUUCGCGUUUUCUAAAACCUUUUGUUUUCGAAAUUCUUUUUUUUUUGGUUAUCAAAGAAGCAUAGAAUUAUUCCUUGAUGGUCCCAAUCAAAAAGCCAUUCUCGGUUUCAUUCCGGAAGGCUUCCGAGUCUUUGGAUACUGCAGAAAUUUUGAUUACUCAUGAAAAAAACUUGAUUGAUCAUUUGUUGGGUAAAUUUUUCUUUUUCACAUUUAUUUUGAUUUAGUGACAACAUAAUCGAAAUUCAAAAAAACAAUCAGAUUGAUUCAAUAGUUAAAGUAUUUCGAAUUCCGAAGGCGCCAACGCCUGAAGUUUCAAAGUUUCCGUCCAAAACUGCGUUUGCCAUCAAAGCGUCCAGCCGCUCUUUUGUUCAACUUCUCUGUGAUACUUUGCCCUCAACUCAAGUUUCCAAGCGAAUCGGCGUCAGCAAAGGCUCAAUUAGAGGUCCAGACCCCUUGAAAUGCAAGCCGCAGCACAUGCGGCCGCCGAUUCGCGCUUCGUGUCCGUUCGGUGGCUUUGUUUGACAUUUCGUCGGUCAACCUAAGCUUCUGCCUCUCAUCAGUUCUUCCGAUUCCAUGCGUCUUUUGUGCGUCGGAAUCCCGGUGACACACUGACCACUGAUUCCGUUUGUUCUCCGACGCAUGAUGAUGAGCCGAAAUAAUCGAAAUGAGCACACGAACCCGACAUUCUUUUGAUCUGAGGCGCUUGAAAAGACUUUCGAGCAUCUUUCUCGAUAUAACAGCAUCUGAAUAUGUUCCAUGAAAGUCUUGAGGUGGAAACUUGAGUCAAUUACAAACAUUUAGAAAAUUCCCGCCUUUUUCGAAAAACCCGGGCAAAAUAUUGUGAAUAAACCAUAUCAAGUCUGACUAACAGAACUUUUCUCCACCUUUUUUUCUUCCUUUUAAAAGUCUUUUUACAACAUAGAUGAAUUGAGAACGUUUCGAUAAUUUUUAAAAUAACCGAAAAUAGAAAAAAGUAUACAAGGAAAAAGUACAAACUUUGAGUCGAUGAUAUCAUUUUUUUUCUAGUAAAUUUUUCUUUCAGAUCAGCAAAUGAUUUCUUCGACGCUUUUUUCAGAAGGUUUCAAUUGCAACACGCGUUUUUGAGCUUCGCUUGAUAGGAAAAUUAUUUUACUUUGCGUUGCAAUACUUUCUGCAACAUCUCAGUUUUUUUCUGAUUUGUUGUGGAAAUCAUUUUGACUUCGAACUGCAAUAAAAAAAUGCUCAGGCUAAAUUUUGUUUGCUAUUCAACUCUUUCGAAUUGCAACCAGGGCGAUUCUCCCCCCAUCUUGUCUAGAAAAAGUGGGAAACUUUGUCCGUUGAUAUUAUUAGAGGAUUGCAAUCCCUUUUCUUUCUAUGAUUGACCAGAGUUCCUGAAUGAAAUUCUGUGAACUUGUAUCCUCUGUACUUUUGAGCGCUUUCGGAGCUUAACAAACUUGAGAUCACAAAGAAACGACCUUUUGUCCGAAACACAAACAACUAGAAUGUCAACUUGCUUUGUAAGAUUUGCCACUGACGUCAGAACUUUCCAGCUAACAAGAAAUAAAGUUCGAAACUUUGAACCGUUUUGCAGUUUUUUUUUGAUCGGCUGAGUUCAGCUGAUGUUAUUGAUGGUUACUGCCAAUUAAAAUGUUAAGUUUGCAGAAUCCUUUUCUGCUAAUUUUCAAUAAUACAGCCCCAACUUUGCGACCAGUGGUAGUAUUGUUAAGAAAAUUCCGUCUGCACUUGUUUCGCGCGGCCUCCAUCCCAUUAUUCGAAUAUCGCUUGUGGGAAUACGCUGUCCUUUGCGCUCCAUUGCAAAAAAGCGAAACCAUCGUUCGAUAGUACAUGGGAAAUGUCGAUAAGAAGGCAGAUGUGAAUGGAAAGUGGGAAAAAAUGUGGACCUUUUUUGCAGAUGUCAGUGUACGACGGACCGCGGCGGCAUCCGGUGCUACUCAAAUUGGUGCGAAGUUCACAAUACCACAGACAAGGUUCUUGACUCUUUUAUCUGAGAGAAGAAGAGAAUAUUAGAAAAGUGUCAAUGACUGGUAAUCAGAAGGUUUUUACAAGCUCAAGUAAGAAAAAAAAAGUACUUUUAAAGUUCCAAAAAGCGAGAAAAGCUUGAAAAGGUUUAUUUUGGUGAAUCUGUCUCAGUUUUCUUGUCUUUUUUUUAAAUCUUCUUUUAACUGUUCACUCCAAAAUAUUUGAUAAGAAGUCUCAAAAAGUGCUAGAAAGAUAUGAAAUCAUUUAUCAUCUCUUCUAUAUCUUUGAAAUUAUUCUCUUAUUGAGAAGGAACGUAGGCUGGUAAUAUAAAUCUUGUUCGUUUUACUUCUAAAUUUUAUUUUGUUCUCUUUGAGAAGAAAUCUGAAUAAUUUCAAAGGCAGCAUUUUUUGACCUUGUGAUUGAAUUGAUUAGUUCUUUGAGAGUGUAUUAAGUCUGAAACGAUAUUUCCCUCUCAAAUCCUCCCUUUCCAGGCGGCGGCCUGUGCGAUGGUCCGCAUCGGCGGCGUUCAGCAUUUCGCGUGCAUCCGCGUCAAUCACGCAAGUCCCGACUCCUGCAGAGUCGACCGCAAAAACGGCCGACUCCAGGUGCGUCUUUUUCCUUUUUUUUCUCAUCAAAUCGUUCGACUCGGUUCCGUCUCGCGUUUCGUUCAGCCAAGACAUCUGACAAGAAAAAAAAACGUUUUGAUGAGCCAUCCAAUUUGCCUCAUUGUUGUCGCAUUUUCUAAGAAACUUUUUUUGGCGCGUCUAUGACUCAUGUUGCCGAAAUUUCCCUCAAAUGGAAUAUUAUUCAAAUUUCGUAGUUUUCCUGAAGCGAAAUGGAAAAAGCAGACGAAUUCUUGCCAGAAACGAAAGCUUUUACUUUUUUUUUGUAAAGGAAACGAAAGAUCAAGUAGUGCAAAUACACCAUUGAGAGCACUUUUGCACUUUGAAGAUACUGUGUUUUUUUUUUACUUGAGAAAGGUUUUUCAUGGUUUUCUGGGAAUAGAAAGCUUACUGGAGUGUUCACAGUUUUGACUUUUCGUGUGAGAAAGGACAGCCUAAAAAAAAGGGAAGAAGGAAGAAGCCUAAAGAGCAGCUUGUAGGAGAAAAAAAAUCAAAAAAAGUGAAGAGUCACAAUUAUAAACCGCAGAAUUAUGUUUAACUUAUAAAUAAUCAGAUAUAAAGAAACAGAAAAAGUAAAAAAAAAACAGUGUUCAAACCUUUAAAUUGGUUCGAAAUUUAAUGCUUCAUCUUUGAAGACUUUGCUUAAGUUUUGUCGUUGAAUUUUUUUAUUGAUUCCUGCAGAUUAUAUCUCUGAUCUUUUCAAUCCUACUUCCUUAAAAUCUUAUCAGUCAAUAUUUGGUUGAACUGGGCUAUAAAUAAGUUAAAAAGAUUAUUUUACUGAUGCUUCAGAUCUUCUAUUUUGAAGCUUAUGUAACAUAUUUAUUUCUUUUGAAUCACAAGAUAUUUUUACUCUUCACAUCACUCAAAUUGGACAAUCGUAACACUAAUCGAUAUCCAAUAAGAUCUUUUUCUCAAAAAUUGCCACUGAAACAUUUUUUCGCCUAGAGAAGUUUAUGAAACGUCUAUUUAUAUAAAAGUUUUUAUAUUUCCAUUUUCAUAGAUUCUCGUCACACCGAUAUAUAUUGAACAUAUUUCUGGCUUAUUUAUUUUGGCGGAUUAACUCACAAAAGCCCACCUAUUGACUCAAAAGGGCAUUGAUAAUUAAACUCGGCAAACGGAACACGUUUGGCGCAUCUGUGCAAUGUUUGCUUCGGCUGCUGUUCGGUCGACAGUUAGUUCAACUGAUUUGGCUCUCAUUGUUAUUACGAAAAGCGGACGGAAGUGCUCGGUUUCCAGAGGAAAACUUUCGUUUCGUAACCUUCUGUUAUGUUUAUCUCUUUGAGAGACGAUUCGAAACGAUUCCAUCGAAUCGCCCACACAUUUCUUUUUGUUUUGUUGGACUCUCGGUUAAUUAUUUCCAAGGAUUGUGAGUCACUGAAUCAUGUGGAAGCUCUUCACGAGGGUUUUUUCUUCGAUUUGGUUCUGAGAGUGGAGCAAAUAAUACGGUACAACUCAUCAAAUAUUAUGAAAUCGGGAGUCAAUGUUGAGCAAUACGAGGAAAGCUUGAUGAUUGCGAAAAUUAACGAAAAUGUAUGAUAAUUUAUUUGAAAGUACUAGAGAAAUGUUUUCAUGGAUGUUGAACAUUAGUACUCUCUCGUUUCCAGGAGCUUACGUCACCAAAUUAAAAAUAUCUCUCUUUAAAAGGAAAUAACUUGAAGUUUGAGACUCUCAAAAGCUUCAACUGAUACUCGAAAGUUCUUCAACCCAUUUUCAUAAAAAAAAAAGAGUUUUUACAAAAAAAAAGUCGCAGUUUCUCAUAAAACUAACAAUAUCUUUUUGUAAUCAACGCUAGAUGUUAAUGAAGCAAUCUGAAAACUAUUGAAGAAGCUAUUCGUUACUUUAAAAAAGCCGCCAUCUUAUAGAGCAAAACAGGAAGAGUUUCAAAAAAUCAAAAACCGAGCACCUACUUUCCGAAUUCCUCACAUGAAAUCAAUGAAACCCGUCCUCUCUCCCUAAAUAUGCGUAAAGUUGUAAGGGUUAUUGCGGCACGUGGCCGUAAGUCACAUAACGGCUCUUUUUGGGGGUCGUGGCGAAAACAUGCGGCGCAUAAAAAUUCCCAUCCUCGUCGGCUCAGUUUUCGCUUCAAAACGCGGCGGACCGACGAACAAAAGACGCAGGUGCGGUGUUCUUGUUGACUUUUUACAACGGCUGGCGCGUCUUCAGUCUUUUUGAAAGGUGGCAAGGCCAUCCGGCUCUUCGGGUCAACGAUCGAUCUCAUGAUUUCUCUGAACUGUGGACUGGAUUUUAUAUUGAAAAAAGCUUGCAGACUCGAUGUUGGUGCCGCGCCGAAGAUUACUGCAAUGUCGACCUCGCUGAGCGUGUCGAAGACGGAGUAGAUUCUGAUGACUACAAUGACGACGACGAGGAUGAAUAUUCCAGCGUUAGUUUCAGCUAUUUUCCUGAAACUUAAACUUCAUUAGAGUUACGAAAUUUUCCUGAAGUCGACAGCAUGAAAGACACAUACCAGAAAAAAAAAAAGUAAAUCCACUGUGUUUUCACAAAAAGGAGCUGAGUAAGCGUUAAAAAGAAAAAAAUUUGUGUACUACCAAAUGUGAAGAAGUUUUUUUUCAAAUACUUCAGGAAAGUUUUUUUUGAGCUUUGUGAGAUUUUCAAAAGCACUCCAGUAACCUUCAUCAACAAAUAUUGACUAUUUACUACAAAAUUUUCAUGAUUCGCAUCAAUACUCUUUCCCUCAAACUAUCAGAUAUUUUGAUUUCCGUAUAGAUUCAAACGAAUAUUCAAAUUUUGAUCAUUUACAGCCCUCAUUUGCCGAAUCGGUCAAAAAAGAAGACGAGAUGAUCAUCGAGCAAACCUACGACAGUAAUGAUGGGUUCGUUGAAGGAUUUUGAAAGUCUAAGCUAAGCGAAUUAGAAUCUAUGAUCGUUGCUCAAUAAGUACUUUUGAUGUUCUGUCCCUUUAAAAAAAAACUAUUUUUGAAAACGCAUUUCAUUUCCAGCAACAUCAACCUCGAAAAAGAUUUUGAUGAGGACGAUAAAGACGUGAAAGAUUUCGCUAAAGAAAAACUACCCCCGAUGCCGGUCUAUGAACGGCGCAAGACUUCUCCAGGGGAAGAGAAAAAGUGAGCUCCUUUAAUAAUCAGUUGGAAUACGGAAAAUCCUUUUCUUCAGUGACAUCAAACCUUGGAGACGAGAAAAUACUCACGCUUCGGAAGAUUCUUGGCGUCCUCCGCCCCCACCUCCUCUCCCUCCUGCUCCAAGUUUCUUUUGGGGGAAAGACCUCGGAAGAAAUUCGAUUUUAGAAAAAGCCCUUCCGACGACGACGACAACUACAACUAUGACGACAACCACAACCAGAAAUUAUGAAGAGGAGAAACGGCGGUACGAGGAAGAGCUACAGCGGAGAAGACAGGAGUACGAGCAUCUGAAACGUCAACGAGAAGAGGAAGAACGACGGCAUGAAGAGCAACGGAGAAGACAAGAGGAGGAGCGGAGAAGGUUUACCUGAGAAAGUGACUGGAAGGAGUCUCUUGAGAGGUCUCUACCUGGGAAAAGAAGAAGCGUUAUUCUGCUCAGAACACACAAUUUUGCUGAAAAAUGAGUUAAGACACUUGUAGGUUCAUUUUUGUUAGUAAGAAUCUGUGAAAAAUAAGAUCGUUCUGCGCUUUUUCAGACAAUUUUUUCAAGUUUAGAAAGUCCAUAUUCUGAAACCGGUUGCAUGAGCAGUUACACAACGUAAAUUUGAGGGUAGAACAGUUUAAAGAUUGAAAAUUUUCAGUUUCUACUUUUGACUUGACAUAUGCUUCCUACAAGGCUCGCAUAAUCUAGAAUAAUUCAAACUUACCAUUCUCAACUCACUUACGGAGCAUAAAAGUAUACGAUCUCUUAGUUUCAAAAAAAGUUUCAUGGUUCAGAGCGCAAGCCCAACACGAAUCUCGACGGAAGUUUGCCGAAGAGAAGCUGUCUUGGCCUUUGCCACAGUCGCGCUCCGAGCAGCCGAAGCCGAAAGAAGAGUCGCGAGUCAGGUCCUGGCCGAACAUCGUUCGACCUCCGCAAUCUGAGAAACGCGAAGAAGAAGUCAAACAGAACGAAGAAACACCAGUCAAAUCUUGGUCAAGCAUCGUCAGUCCUCCAGAGGACCGCCAAGAAGCGCCAAAGACGCAAGAAAAUAAGCCGAGCUCUUACAAGCGUCCCUCGCAGUACCGUCGACCUUUCGAUUUGAAUCCCUCUCCUGUGAGUCUCAAACUUCUCUUUCCUCAAUCUUUCGACGUGUUUCAACGUUUUUUUUUGCAGAUUUCUAUCGAAAACUUCAACGCUAUUGUCUUCCCGCCGUCCACAAUACGCAGUCGAACAUCUUCGACGCCUACUCCAACUACAACCACAACUACAACCACCGCUAGCACUACGACUAGUACAACUACAACAUCAACAACCACGCCCAGACCUUCUACGACCACGAGUACAACGACGACAUCCACCACGACACUUCCCCCGACGGCUGAAGAACCUCUUACCGAGGUUCAUCUGAAGGUUCUCACCUUGAUACAUUUGUUCUUUCCAGAUCGCUCACGAAGGAGAUUAUGAGAGUGACUAUUAUGAAGAAGAUGUUACGGAGACGUCGACGAUUCAGACGACGACAAUGACGGCUCGACGCGUGACGACCAAGUCUCCACGAGUGCCGCCUUCGAAGCUCGAAGAGUACAAGAUCAUGAUCAAAUCCACUGUACGCAAUUCUUUUCCAUUUCUGGUCGCUUCUAUUUUUUCCUUGUUUCCACUUUUCAUUUGAAUAUCCUUAAUGUUUUCAUUUCGCUGAGUUGAAUUCUCAAAUUUUCCAUUGUUAUGAGAAAAACAAUUAGGUCUAAAUUAAGUUUUGUGUCUUUGAAAGAUCCAGAAAGCUGUUGCGAACCAAUUAUAAUCUUUGGAGAAAGUUCAGAACUUUGCAAAUAUUACAAAAAAAUAUCAUGUUUUUCCCCUUUUUUUCAAAAAAAGUUAAGGUAGGAUUUUUUUCGUGAAACUGCCAUAAGCCGCCAUAUUUAACCUGUAGGCCAUUUCGCUUUUUGAUUUUGGGUUUGUUUCACGUGUAUUUUCGAUUCUUCACUAGAAUUCUAUUUUUUUCAUUCACUUACAGAAAUUUUUUUUUCAAUCUCAGAAAAUUUGUACAGAAAAAAUCUUUCUGUCGUGUCUUUUUCAUUCAAAUCUCUUAUAGAGCUUUAACAAAUCCUUUAAAAUUUUUUCUUCGCUUUUUUUAUGUUAAUUUCAAUUUGCGGGUUAUGUCAAACCGUUUCCGAUUCUGCCCCUGUUUCACUGUGUCUUCCGGCCGUUGAUUUUUUUUUCCUAUUUCAUCAGAAUAUUUAAUAUAGAUAAAGUUAUAACACAUUAUAUAAUUGAUUAUCAUUCAUCAAUUUUUAAUUUAAAAAAAGAAAGAAUAAAAAAACAUGCUGUGAUAAGCACGCUCCAUGGAGAAGCCGCGCGCGCGUCUGCGUUGCGUUGCUUCUUUUUUUUAUCACUUCAUCCAAUCACCUAACAUAAUUGCCUAUAUCGCAGCGGGCCGCAGGCGAUAUAGCCAAUUCUUCUUGCUGCGAUUUCUUCAAUAUGUCGAUGCGACCUCGUCAAAGUCUCGCUGCCAUAUCGCUCCCUCUCAAAAUUUUAAAUUUGAAAAAAAUUUUUUUGCUUAAUUUUUGACUUUUAUGAUGAAAUCAAUCAAAUUCAAGUAAAAAACGUUUUUGAAGAAAAAAUUUUCAGAAAGCGAUAUAGCGCAAGACGUUUGCGAGAGGCGAGCGAUAUUGCUCGCGAGCGGUAUAGCAUUACUCUCGCUGCGAUAUAGUCCACAAUAUUGGGGAUAUUAUGGACUGUAUCGCAGCGAGAGUAACGUUAACGUCAACGCUGUGUCGCAGCGGAGCCGCAAUCCACAGCAACAUCGCCCGAAUUGCGCUGCGACCUCGCCAUAG
This is a messenger RNA of Caenorhabditis auriculariae, 9449 nucleotides long. NCBI's taxonomy places the organism in Eukaryota, Metazoa, Nematoda, Chromadorea, Rhabditida, Rhabditidae. The record is from the annotation of a GenBank genome assembly.